Penicillium macrosclerotiorum is the source of this 1626-nucleotide messenger RNA. Its product is annotated as snoRNA-binding rRNA-processing protein UTP15. The transcript has a single exon. Gene Ontology annotation, molecular function: protein binding. Lineage: Eukaryota; Fungi; Ascomycota; Eurotiomycetes; Eurotiales; Aspergillaceae. Gene Ontology annotation, cellular component: nucleolus. The coding region runs from base 1 to 1626 and encodes 541 amino acids. The record is from RefSeq and is a predicted model, not a curated record. Gene Ontology annotation, biological process: positive regulation of transcription by RNA polymerase I; rRNA processing.
AUGGCGGCGCCCGUCCUGCCUUUGCAGCAGGUGAAACUCGCCUCGUUGCCCUCAACCCGCCUGACACCAGAGCAGCAAUACUGGCGAACCUUUAAGAAUCCGCUCCUGAUCCCUUCGCCUGCCAAUGGACCGGUAAAUCUGAUUACCCAGCCAUCUGCACCAUCCUCAGCUGCAGCAUUUCCCUCUUUGACACAAACCCCCGACGUCUUUACCGUCACAACCGGUGCCCGCGUCCAAAUCUACUCGAUUCGCACCCGAAAGCUCCUGCGAACAAUCACACGAUUCGACGACACUGUUCGUGGUACGGAUGUCCGGCCUGAUGGCCGCAUUCUCGUCACAGGUGAUGACACGGGUACAGUGCAGGUUUUCGAUGUCACUUCGCGGGCGAUUUUGAAGACAUGGAAGGACCACAAGCAGCCGGUGUGGGUGAGCAAGUUUUCGCCGAGUGAUCCAACGUCCCUCAUGACAACUAGCGAUGAUCGCACUGUCCGGUUGUGGGAUCUUCCGGGAGAUACCAGCGCCCGAACCUUUGUUGGCCACACCGAUUACGUUCGCAGUGGUUCAUUCAUGCCUGGCUCCAUGGCUUCAUCAGGGCUGCUGGUUUCUGGUUCUUACGAUCGCACAGUUCGCCUCUGGGAUCCCCGUGUAGAGAGCCGGGCCGCCAUGACCUUCAAAAUGGCCGCUCCGAUCGAGAGCGUCUUGCCCAUGCCAGCGGGCACCACGGUGCUUGCGGCCGCCGACAACAAGAUCGCGGUGUUAGAUAUUGUUGCGGGCAAGCCUUUGCAUAUGAUCCAGAGUCACCAGAAGACUGUGACAUCGCUUGCGCUGGCAUCUAAUGGCGAGCGAUUGCUCAGUGGUGCGUUGGAUGGACAUAUGAAGGUUUUCGAGACUACGGGAUGGAAUACGGUCUCCGGAUCCAAAUAUCCAUCACCCAUCCUCUCACUCCAGGUGAUUACGUCCGGUGUAGCAUACGAGGACAAGCAUGUCGCUGUGGGUAUGCAGUCAGGUCUGCUCUCGGUCAAGACUCGGCUCUCCGGCCAACAGAAGGUCAAGGAGCGCGAGCGCCGGAAAGAGAUGCAAGCUCUCCUGGAGGGCAAGCUGGAAGAGCAUGACCGACAGGUCGCAAAGAAGCAGAAGCUGCGCGGAUCCGGGUGGGAAAAGCGCCUUCGUGGUCGAGACUUCAUUGGUGAAGGCGUGGAUAUCGUGAUUGAAGGCCAGGACCGCAAGCGACGGAAGAAGGAGCAGCCAUGGGAGAAUGAUCUUCGGAAGGGUCGCUACUCCGUCGCUCUGGACCAAGUUCUGGCAUCGACCGACAAGACCGCCCAGCUCACCCUUCUUACAACUCUUCGGCACCGCUCCGCGUUGCGCAGCUCGCUUUGCGAUCGCGACGAAGUCACUCUUCAGCCCGUUCUCCAAUGGAUCCACAAGCACAUCCGCGAGCCCCGUUUAGUCGAUCUCUGUGUGGAGGUCGCCAUGAACCUGCUCGACAUCUAUUCGGGAAACCUUGGCCAAUCGGCUCAAAUUGAUAAGCUGGUCGACCGUCUGCACCGCCGAGUGCGCGAUGAAGUAGAGAUGGCCCAACAUGCCUGCCAAACCAAGGGUAUGUUGGAUAUGUUGAAGGCCUGA